AUGUCACAGAGAAAGUUACUGCAAGAAGUAGACAAAGUGUUAAAAAAGGUUAAAGAAGGUCUGGUGGAGUUUGAUCUGAUCUAUGAGAAGUUUCAGGCGACUGAAUCGGACAAUCAGUCGUAUAGGGAGAAGCUGGAGUCGGACUUGAAACGCGAGAUUAAGAAGCUACAGAAACAUAGGGAGCAAAUCAAGUCGUGGUUGAGCAAGGACGAUGUGAAGGAGAAGAACGCCCUGCUGAUGGAGAACCGGCGACUAAUUGAAAAUGGCAUGGAACGCUUCAAGUCCGUGGAAAAGAUCAUGAAGACUAAGAAGUUCUCCACCGAGGCGUUGAGCAAUCCGGACCUGAUUAAGGAUCCGCGCGAACUGAAGAAAAGAGACCAGUUUAUAUUUGUAGAAGAAUGCUUGGAAGAGCUUCAGAAGCAGCUGGAAUCCUAUGAGGCUCAGGAACUUGCAGAAAAGGUGGAAAGGCAUCAGUUUCACAUCUCGAAUCUCGAAAAUAUUCUUAGAAUGCUUCAAAAUAACGAGUUAGAGCCGGAUACAGUGGAGGAGUACCAGGAUGAUAUCAGAUACUAUGUGGAUAACAACGAUGACCCGGACUUCAUAGAGUACGAGACGAUAUAUGAGGAUAUGGGAUGUGAGCUUCAGUCGGAAGAAGGGAAGGACCAACCAACGCCUGUAAAGCCGAAGACAAAGCUUGAACGCUCUCCAAAAAAAAAGGCGACUUCGCCAGCCCCGAUCAAUAUCGGGACGAAAUCUGUUGUAUCUACUACCGGCACGGCGACUGCGCCCAGCGCACCAGGAUCUCAGGCUUCGUCAGCGAGUCCGGAUUCGUCAGCUAAACAAAAGAAAGAUUCAUCUCCACUACCUCUUGACUUACCUCCACCGAAGGAUUUUAGCAAAGAAAUCGAGGAGAUUAUAGAACACGAUUUGACUAAAUUGGCCUUUCAGAAUCCUCUUUUUAAAGAUGAACUUCCAUAUUGGUUACAGGCCAAGAGGCCAUUGAUCCAACCGUACAGCACUAUGUCUGAAAGAAUGUUGAAACAGCUGGAAUCCUCAUUACUUAACUGCCCAGAUUCGCUUGACGCUGACACACCACAUCUCUAUCAACACCCGCUCUCUUUACCGCAUCCCACCUCCAUUUUCUUCCCUAGUGAACCGAUCAGGUUCGUGGCUGCUGGCUGGAAUAACGAUAAUACGUCCACUAAAGAUAUCUAUGGAAAAACUUCUAUGGUUCAGAUAAUGACCAAGUUCGAUUUGGAUACCCUGUUUUUUAUCUUUUAUCAUUAUCAGGGAACGUACGACCAAUUCCUAGCUGCCAGGGAACUAAUCAUCCGUGGGUGGAUAUUUAAUAGAGUCAAUCGGUGCUGGUUUUACAAAGAAGUUGAAAAGCUGCCCCCUGGAAUGGAUCAAAAAGAAGAGGUUUCUUGGAGAUAUUUUGACUACCAAAAGAGCUGGUUAGCCAGACGCUGCGGUCCGGAUUUUGUGUUCCGCAGUGAGGAAUUUGAAAGGCUGUAG
Molecule: messenger RNA, 1515 nt
Organism: Eremothecium gossypii ATCC 10895
Lineage: Eukaryota; Fungi; Ascomycota; Saccharomycetes; Saccharomycetales; Saccharomycetaceae
Gene: NOT5
Product: CCR4-NOT core subunit NOT5
Exons: 1
Coding region: 1-1515 (504 amino acids)
Biological process (GO): nuclear-transcribed mRNA poly(A) tail shortening; regulation of DNA-templated transcription
Cellular component (GO): P-body; CCR4-NOT core complex; nucleus
Source: RefSeq, marked provisional